AAAUUUACCCCCGCGUCUAUAAAUACACCUCCCAAGACUUCUCCACUCCACACUCUUAACGAACAACAGCACCGUCAAUUCAUCAUGUCGUUGUUAUCUUCGCCUUCGCGUUCCGUCUUCCAGUUUCCGCAGAAAUUCUCCGGCGAAGCUUUUCUCCCGCCGACGUCCAACUCCAGUUUCCGGCAGCCACGUGCAGGUGUUGUUUCCGCAGCUUUCGCUUCUUAUGCUACUGCGGAGAGCGAGCGAACCACUUCCACUUGUGUGUUGCCGCCCAGGUUAACAGCUCCGACGUCGUUUUACGAGGUUUUGGGGAUUCCGAUGGGAGCCACUAGUGGUGAGAUCAAGGCGGCGUAUCGGAGACUAGCGAAAGGGUGCCAUCCAGACCUGGCGGGGACUGAUGAGAAGAGCUCGUCUGCGGAUGAGUUCAUCAAGGUUCAUGCUGCUUACUCCACUUUAUCUGAUCCGGAAAAACGUGCUGAUUACGACCGGCGACUGUUCCGCAGUCACCGCGGCGUCCGGUUCUAUUCCACGCCGUCUCCGACGAAGUCGAGGUAUUCCGGUUACAGUGGCCGGAACUGGGAGACUGAUCAGUGCUGGUAGAGAUCGGGAGAUAAUUGAUAGAUUAACAUACAGAGUUCAGAAAAUUUUGAACUAAUCCCCAAAAAAAAAAUUUUAAAAAUAUGUAGAGAUAAUGAGUAGACAGUGGAAUCUCUCUCUCUCUCUCUUUUUUUUUUAACUUGUAUAUAUGGAAUCCGAAGAAACCCAAAUGUAAGAGGUAACUGGGGUACGCGGUGUGAAUGAUUAACAAAAUAACAUGUAGAUUGUGACUUAUGGCAUAAUUUUUGGCCUCAAUAUUAUGUACUUGGACUUAUUUUGUGAUA
Coffea arabica (coffee) is the source of this 881-nucleotide messenger RNA. The record is from RefSeq and is a predicted model, not a curated record. Lineage: Eukaryota; Viridiplantae; Streptophyta; Magnoliopsida; Gentianales; Rubiaceae.